Messenger RNA from Osmia lignaria (orchard mason bee), 8059 nucleotides. Its product is annotated as phospholipid-transporting ATPase VD. Gene Ontology annotation, biological process: phospholipid translocation. Gene Ontology annotation, molecular function: magnesium ion binding; ATPase-coupled intramembrane lipid carrier activity; ATP binding. The record is from RefSeq and is a predicted model, not a curated record. Lineage: Eukaryota; Metazoa; Arthropoda; Insecta; Hymenoptera; Megachilidae. Gene Ontology annotation, cellular component: plasma membrane.
AACGAGCGUAAGUCGAAAGUAAGUUGCGAUCGUAGGAUAAGAAGAGCGUGUUUAGAAAGCAAACGAUGGUACUUUUUGAAAUAUCGUUCUCCGGAUCGUUUGUCAAACACGAGAUCUGUUUACCGUGAUUAAAUGCCGCCAAAUUCAGAACGAUCUACGCUAGUGAGCGCGGUUUCUCGGAUACAUCUCGAACUAAAAAAUUCUUCAAUGUGUUUCGAACGACGGGAAAUUCCUCGGGACGAAUGCUCUGACGUAACUUCUACUUAAUGCUUUCUAUUUGAACCGCGUACAUUUUUCUAUCCUACAUUUCUACUUCCGAAACAACUUACGUUUUGAUUUCGUUGUCGCCUUUCCUCUUUCCCGCCUAUACACGUAACAGCAUUAGUUUUCUCAUUUAUUACGAGAAACUUUCAUCGAAAUGCGGAAGCUCGAAGUUGAAGCGAAACAGUAAUGAGAGAGUCUGUGCCGUAUGUAUAAAGCGCUCGUGAUAGAGGAUAAUCUGAAUUCAUGGAAGGGAAAUAUUAUACGGCAAGGAAAACGUAGCUAGUUCGUUAACACUCUAACCUACUUGUGGUAGAAGCACGAGGCUCGUAGAUUAGCGUCAGCAGGCUUUUUAAUAAGGACGAUAAAUUUGACGAAAGGAAAGGAUAUAAGUUAUGCAGAGAGUCGUCGGCUGAUCGAGUAGAAAGUGCAAUGCUCGUGUAACGAUUGCUAUUUCGAAUGAAGCGAUAUACGUAUACGAGAUCGGCAUUUGAAACGGACUCGAACCACGUUCCUCGGUUCUUUCGGUACGCUCGAACGGGUCGAAGGUUACCAUUGAGGAUCGGUUGCGGUUAUUUUCAAAGCCACUCCGACCCUCUGAGUGUCCGGCUCCGAAACCGGUUACGUUGGCUGCGCUCCCCGAGCAUCGUAGACCUCUCCUAGAACAGCAGGAGGGAAAAAAGUUAUAAGUUCCCUAAGCGAGGUCUCCUCUCUUCGUUACAGAAUACCUAUACGUGUACACUUCUCGUAAAACGAGUUCAACGAAAGAAACAAGCAAUGAACGCGCGUUCUCAUAAGAGGACACGCGAGUGCUGUGCUAAUAACCAUCCUUGUCAAGCUAAAUUAGGCCAAACUGGAUUAAACGAUUCAACUCGACGUCGAGUCUACUGUUGAGACGCUUUUCGAGACUCUCCUUGAGAAAAGAGCAACGAGGAAAAAGCGAGACACUGGUGGAAACGACGAGAGGAUCGAUAAGGAAAAAAAAUAAAUAAAGAAAUAAAUAUGGGUCGAGUCAAUCAUCCUCGAACGGUUAGGGACGAGACUGUCAACGUUCACCAUUAAUCCUAUUUACCUUAGGACGAUGAUAGCCAUUAACGUAGAGGAAUUACGUCAGCGCAAAAUCGGGCGAGACCGAGGCAAGUGGUUCCAAGUGGCGCAAAAUAUCGAUUACGAGCAAAAAAAAAACAAAAAAAAACACAUCGAAUCAUUCAUGCUCUCGAGACCCUGUUGAAGCGUUAAAUAAUUUCAACAUUGAUUCGUUGCUUCGACGAACGUAUUGCAUGUUUCUAUUGCAUUUGAGGUCACUGUUUCAGGGUCAUCAAUUCUCGUUCGAAUCUGAUCGAAAUCGUAGCCUGACUAGCCUUCUUCUACUCGUUGUAACAUGCAAAAUGUUUGUUCUUUUUCUAUCGUUUCAUUUUUUGUAUGAAAACUAGCGGCGACGCACCAGGUGCGUCAUAGGUUGAGACCAGGGAAGACCUUAACGACGCACCGUGUGCGUCGUUGAUCAGAUACGCGUUAAGUGACCGCUUGAUUCGAGUCGAGAUCGAUAUUAGCCAUCAAACCGAGGUAAAUCCUGUGUUCUAAUGUAAACGGACAAUAUCAAGGGUAGAAAAGCCGAAGAAUGGAAUUGGGUCAUGCGAGUAUCGACGCCUUCUAAACGGGAGGGUUGGCUCGAGUUCUACAUGCUGGAAUCGGUAACGAGCUGUUAUCAUUUGCAAUUAUUGCGUACAAGGUAACACUUCCAAAUUGCUGCUUCUAUCCGUUGAUAGCGCUUCAGAGUUGUAUCGACGAUCUUUCUUUGGUAUACGCUUCGGAAAAAGAAAUUUCCCCGUUCGAGAAUGUAAAAGCGAUCCGCGUGUAAUAAACGCUGUAAAUAAUGUAUCAGCGAUAAACAACAUAUACAUACGUGGAGCAAGGUAAAACAUCAAUAAUGAGUUUGUUCUCUAUCGCUCGGCAAUAAUUAGUUUCGAACCACAAUUUACCACCCUUCGAGUGGAAGGCUGGUUAUCAUGUGCGAUAGAAUUCGAGCUAUUUUGUAUCUUGAUUCAUUGAAAAGCAACUUUGCGUCCAAAUAAAUAACUCAAACUUACCCCUCUUCCGAUCGCGGUUCGACGGGCAAGUUUAUUUUUAUUCCCUCUUGGUGCUCUUCUGUUUUCCUUCUAUUAUAUGUGAAACGUUCGACUUCGCAAAUAGCUUAAGUUUGUUACAAUCUUUCUUAUAUCGGUUGCAGUUGCUGAUCUGCUCUAUUUCUGAACCAUACUGUAUCUCAUUGCAGUUACUUAUCCGUAACCACUCCGUGGGUUUGACAGAUUUACAAGAAUUUUGAAUUCGGUGUUAGCAAAUUGAAAUACGCGACGACGUUGGAACCCGAGCGAAGCAUUUUAUCGCGCGAAGCAUACGCAACGAGGGACCGAUAACAGGGAUAUUUCAGUAGGCUAGCUGGGUGUAUCUGGUGUAACUGUGCUCGUUUCGGUCGUUCCGUGCGGGUAUUGUGUCACGGAAAAGUGGCACGAACCCUGUAACCCGGCGGCUUUCGUGUAAAAUUUACAAAGGAAAUAUCGAUCGACCCAAAGAUGUGCCAACAUGUCCGAAGCCGGCGCGCAAGAAGCUGCGAGCGAGAUCGAGAGACAGGCGUCGGUUUACGUGUUCCCAGGAUCGGGAUUGAAUCAGCAGCAUUAUCCCGGAUCAGCGGUCAUGUCGUUGCAGCCAGCGAUCGGCUCAAUUCCCGAUACCUCGAUACCCAACACGAUCUCGUCGACCGGAGGAUUCGGCAAAGUAGACGCCGAGGAGGACGAGGCGAUUCGAAACAGAAGAAGACCAUUGCCGAGGACUCACGCCAGAUCGGCCAGUCAUGGAGGAGUAUUGGCGGAUUGCCUGACGAGCACGGGAUACCAGGCGCAGACGGGAUCGUAUCUCGGUCCUUUGUCCGCGAUCGGAGCUGCCAGACCAUCGGCACUGAAGAAACCCGGUCACCAAAGGGCGUUCAGUCAAGGUCAGGUGAUCGAGGUACAGGGUCACUCGGUCACAGGACACAGCCGGGUCGGAUCCAGGACGGACUUUAUCCUUCCACCCGGACACAGGGAGGAACCGAGACCGCCCACCGCUGGGAGGGUGCCCUCCUUUCGAGGACACUCGCGACAGGCGUCCAGAUCAGAGUCGAUAUACACGAUAAGACGUAGCGCAGAACCUCCGUGGUGGAGGAGACUCUGGGCCCGAUGCUUCGGCCCGUUACCCGAUGAACCUCGCUUAAGGACAAUAGUACCAAAUCACUUAGUACCGCCGAAGACACCUUCGAGUCAGCAUCCUAAUGGAAAGAGAGUGAACAAUAGAGUGCGCACAACAAAAUACACUAUGCUGAGCUUCCUACCUCGCAACAUUAUCGAACAAUUUCACCGCGUGGCCAAUAUAUAUUUCGUGUUUAUCGUGUUGCUUAAUUGGGUGCCAGCAAUCAACGCGUUCGGCAAAGAAGUCGCCAUGAUACCUGUAAUCUUCGUCCUAGGCGUGACAGCGCUGAAAGAUUACUUUGAGGAUCGGCGAAGACUUGCCAGCGACCGGCGUGUCAAUAAUUCCACAUGUCGGGUCUACGUGGGGGACGACGACAGGUACGCAAAGGUAGCGUGGAAGGAUGUUAAGGUCGGCGACCUGGUGCACCUCUCGAACAACGAACUCGUACCAGCCGACGUGUUGCUGCUGCGAAGCAGCGAUCCUCAGGGCGUUGCUUACAUCGACACCUGUAAUCUCGACGGCGAGACGAAUCUGAAGCAACGACAAGUCGCACGAGGCUUCGUGGAUCUGCAGGACACCUUCCGACCCGCGAAAUUCCGAUCCGUAAUCGAGGUCGAUCAACCGAGCACCAGGAUAUACAGGUUUCACGGAGCUGUCGUUCAUCCGAACGGUGGUAGAGUACCUGUUUCCACGGAGAAUCUUCUGCUCAGGGAAUGUUUGUUGAAAAACACCGAUUUUGUCGAGGGAAUAGUGAUAUACGCUGGUCACGAGACGAAAGCCUUGCUUAAUAACGGUGGACCUAGGUAUAAGUGUUCUCGUCUUGAGAAACAAAUGAACAGGGACGUGGUGUGGUGCGUUGUGAUCCUGGUGGUGUUAUGCCUGAUCGGUGCAAUCGGUUGCCGAUUUUGGCUCUCCAGCUAUGCCGGUUCGACGUUCGUCCCGUUUAUCCCAGUCCUGCAGGAUCCAAAUUACGAGAGUAUGUUAACGUUCUGGACGUUCGUGAUUAUCCUUCAAGUGAUGAUACCGUUGAGCCUGUACGUCACUCUAGAAAUGGCGAAAGUCGGCCAGGUUUAUCAUAUUGGCCACGAUAUCGGCCUGUACGACGCGGAGACGGGACGCUCGGCUGAAUGUCGCGCGCUCAAUAUCACGGAGGAAUUAGGUCAGGUGCAGUAUAUAUUCUCAGAUAAAACUGGUACGCUUACGGAGAACAAAAUGCUGUUCAGGCGAUGUAUCGUGGGGGGUCAGGAUUAUUCGCACACAGGGGACGGUGAAAAUUUGGUACCUUCCUCGCGGCUUAAGGAAGAUCUCCUUAUAGGUACAUUUAGACAACAUCUACAAGAAUUCCUAGUCGUAUUAGCGAUAUGUAAUACCGUUGUGGUCAAUUCUCAACCUCAUUACGACACUAUGAACUCUAGUGGAGUGAUCGAGGAGCUUCAGCGAAACGGCGAUGAAACUGGAAGGUUUGUAUACACUAGAAUGAUAGACUCUAGAAGUUUAACACCUUCGCCGGUUAUCCCUUUGUCCACGCUGUCGCAUCCGACGGAUGGUCUGGAGGAAAACGUGUCGUCAAUAUCUUCGAUGGUUGAGAUCGAGUCUGUUUUAAAUAACAGCAGCAAACUAUCGAGUAAACUGCCUAGGCCAAAGUUUCUAAAUGUGACGUCGAUACCAAGUUUAGGAAUAGGAUUGUUAGGAAGGAAAUUGUCUCCGAACGGAGCGCAGAAAAGGCGAGGUCCGUUGAGUCCCGUUAUCGGCACGAACGGCAAGAACGGAGGCGAAUUGUUACCUACCGCUGCGAUUUACGAAGCGGAAAGCCCGGAUGAGCUCGCCUUAGUGAACGCCGCUCGUGCUUAUGAUGUGAAGCUUCUUAAGCGAACGGCACGAAGCGCGAUCGUCGGUUUGCCAGAUAAAUCCAUCCUUACUUUUGAAAUUCUUCAUGUUCUACCUUUCGACUCUAACAGAAAGUGUAUGUCCAUCUUGGUGCGACACCCUCUAACGAAUGAGCUGGUAUUGUACAGCAAAGGUGCCGACACCGCUAUACUAUCGUCUCUGACCUCUCAGGAUGAAAAUUCUAUCACGACGAUUAAAGCACGACAGCAUUUGCAAUCUUAUGCCCGCCAGGGUCUUCGAACCCUAGUGAUGGCUAAAAAAUCUUUGACCGCUCAGGAGUACGAGACUUGGCGACAAACGCAUACCGAAGCGGAAUUAGCAAUGGAAAAUCGUGAAUUACGUAUCAAAGAUUCGUAUGCGAGACUCGAAUCCCGUUUAACGCUUCUAGGUGCUACUGGGAUCGAAGAUAAACUCCAAGCUGGUGUACCUGAAACAAUGGCUACCCUGAUGGCAGCAGGGAUCGUAAUUUGGGUGUUAACAGGAGACAAGCCAGAGACUGCGGUUAACAUUGCAUACUCAGCGCGUCUUUUUUCACCCGCGAUGCAAUUAUUGUGGUUGCAAGCGAGGUCUAAAUCUGUUGCUGAAACUUUGAUCCGCGGUUAUUUAGAAUCUGCACGAAAGGAAAGUAUAAGAAGAGGAACGGAUAAUUUUAGAGAGAUUGCGAUGCUCGGUCGUGAUACUGCGGAAAAUGAGGCCCACAGAGUAGACAGUCCGUGGCCAAGGCAACGCGCACUCGUUGUGGAUGGAAAGACACUGACUGUUAUUCUUGAUCCUCGGUCAGGAUUGAUCCGACCGUUUCUGGAAUUAACAAAAACGUGCUCCAGUGUACUAGCGUGUCGAGCAACACCUCUUCAGAAGGCGUACAUAGUGCGGAUAGUAAAGGAGCAACUGGGAAUGAGAACCCUGGCAAUAGGCGAUGGCGCGAACGAUGUUAGCAUGAUUCAGACCGCGGAUGUGGGCGUUGGUAUCACUGGACACGAAGGGACGCAAGCUGUAAUGGCCGCAGAUUUUGCUGUUCCACGAUUCUCCAUGCUUAGUAGACUUCUCCUGUUACACGGACAUUGGUGUUACGACCGUUUGUCUAGGAUGAUUUUGUAUUUCUUUUACAAAAAUGCCACCUUUGUCUUCCUUGUGUUUUGGUUUCAGUUAUACUGUGGCUUCACUGGAUCAGUUAUGAUGGACCAAAUUUAUCUAAUGUUGUACAAUCUACUAUUUACCUCUAUGCCACCACUAGUAUUGGGUGUGUACGAUCGAGUAGCUUCACCUAGUGUACUGAUGUCUAUGCCUCAUCUUUACAAAAGAGGACGCCUUGGACUCGUUUACAAACCGCAAUCGUUUUGGAUAACCAUUAUUGAUGCUUUAUAUCAAAGUAUCGUUAUUUUUUUCGUAAACGCAGCUAUAUACUAUGAUUCGACCAUUGACAUAUGGGAAUUUGGAACCGCCGUAAUGACGUGCUGUAUCAUUGUCAUGCUGACACAUGUUGCCAUAGAAGUUAAAUCCUGGACCAUAAUUCACGUUUUGGCCAUAAUGGGAUCACUAGGAGUAUUUUUUGGAUUCUGUUUAAUUUAUAACGUGAUUUGUGUUAAUUGUAUGGGCUUACCCUGUUCAUACUGGGUAAUGGAAGUGGCCAUCACCAGAUACACGUAUUGGCUUACAGUAGUGCUUACCUGUGUUCUAGCAUUGUUACCUAGGUUAUUUUAUAAAACAAUAAAAUCGACUAUAUCUCCUGAUCUCAUGCAAAGUGCCACACUUAACGCACCAUUAAAAAGUGGUAGCCGUAGACAACGGAUCGCCGAAAGAAGCGAAAACAAUUUUAUCGCUGGUUGGUCGCGUUCGACUCAGCAUGCAACCAUAAGGACCGAAAGCAAGAACGAUGCGUUAACAACAAUUGUUGCAUGACAGAACCUGAAAAGUCAACCAAGACUGUCAGAAGAUUGUAAAGGAAAAAUGGAAACUAUUAAGAGUGCUGCUUCAUUAGAGUUAACGGAAAGGAAAACAACACGCUUUGCCGCAUUUCAACGUUUACUGUUCCUAAGGAGUGAAAAAGUAUUGUUAGGAAGUGUAUAUUAUUUUUAAACACAAGAUGCUUCAGAGAAACUGUAUUGUUCAUUGAAAUGAUCGUUUAUUUCUCGAUCGUCUUCACUGUUCAUCGAUUAGUAUUUUUUAAUUGAAUCGAGUGGCCUUAAAUCUCAGACUACUAUUCGUUGCAUUUGAUGGCUGUGACUUUUAGGGACCAAGACUGUUAGUCCAAUAGCAAUAUCAAUGACUAUCAGAGGUUCAUGCAAAAGAUUCACAUGUAGAUUCAUUGAUACGUGUCUGCGCGAAAUGUACAUCAAUUUAAUUAAAAUGUAGUUACUAUAGGAAUAAGCAUGAAGAAAUGUAUAUUGUAAAAAGAUAUAUUAAAUGUACAUUAUCUUUUAUGAAAUUUAGAUUGUAUAAAUUACAUAUAUGUAAGCUGCAUAACCCGAGAGCGUCAAACGUGUGUAUUUCAUACUCAUUAUACUCGUGUAUUAUUAUUGUAAUAUUGAAAUAGUACACGCGAUCUGCCAGUAGGUACAAAGGUUUUAUUAAACAUAUUGUACAUAUAAGACGAUAUCGACAAUGCGUUGCACGUGGUGACAUAGUAUUUUGAUAAAUAUAAGUUGCAUGUAUGUUGCAAUAUCAGUAAAAUCGAGUGUUGUUAAAA